Messenger RNA from Rhizophagus irregularis DAOM 181602=DAOM 197198, 1464 nucleotides. RefSeq lists its product as uncharacterized. Lineage: Eukaryota; Fungi; Glomeromycota; Glomeromycetes; Glomerales; Glomeraceae. Gene Ontology annotation, molecular function: protein binding. The record is from RefSeq and is a predicted model, not a curated record.
AUGACACGACGCAAAAGUCAAGUUAAUAAAAAAUUCUCUAGUUCUAAUAAAAUAAUCAUAAAGGAACCAAGACUCGUUCGUGUAGGGAAUACAUGGCAGAGAAAAGAGAUUAAAGAAGUUAAUAUUAUCGACAAUAAUAAACCUAAUAGGUUAGUUAAAGAUGGAAAUAAAUGGAAAAGAAUCGUCCCUUCUAAAAACGAAAAUGUAUCACCGAGACAAAAUAUAUUUGAAUUAAUCGUACCUCAAAAUAAGGAUAUGAGAUUAUCAAAUUUAGAACCAUUAAAAGGAGAAAGUGAAUCUUUGAAACGAAUGUUUGAUCUGAUUGAUGAUGAAAAUCUUCCUUCAAAUGAAUCUUCAAAAAAAUUCAAAUUUUCGAUUGAAAAUAAUUUAUAUCAAUAUAAACUUUCACAAAAUACAUUUCUUCCAGUAGGAUUUCAAAUAGCGGAAGAAAUAUUAGGAUACCUUGAUGUAGAAGAUUUAAUAUCCGUAAGUUUAACUUACAAACCCAUUCAUAAAUUUAUUACAAAUUCAGAGAAAUUAUGGCAAGAAUUAUAUAAAGAAUUAUCACCAGGAUCUAUUAGUUCUAUAAUGAAACCAUUAAUUAUGAUACAAUCAUUAGCAUCACCAGAACUUAAACCAUCCGUAGCAUGGAAAAGACAAGUAUUUAAUAGAUUAAAAUAUCGACCAUUUUAUUUAGCAUUUACAUAUUUAGAUGAUCCAAAUGAUUUUACUAUAUCAUUCCCAGGAGUUUCUUAUGAUCUUUCAACGGUACAUAUUGAAGCUUAUCAAUACGCAAUAUAUGAUGAAGAAGAAACAUUUUCUCCAGCUAAUUUUGUUCAACAUAAUACUCAAAUAUUUGAUUCAUUACAAGAAGGAUUUAAUGAAUGGAGAAUCGCAAUUGAACCUAUUAAAACUGAAUUAACAAAACCAUUAAAAUUAAAAGAUAAUGAUGAAUUAUUCAUUGUAUAUAAUUAUAUGGAUGUUAAUUCGAUUUUUCAAUUCAAUUUUUUGAAAUUAUUUGAUAAUAUAAAUGAGGCCAUUAAAUUUGCCGAAUCUUUUAGUGAAUUAAAUGAUGAUGAUGAUUAUUAUCAUAUUAAAAAUAUUAAUCAUAGUGGUAAAAUUUUUGAUUGUAAACAAAAAUUUAUCAAAGAUUCUAGAAUCGCUAUUGAUAUCGUAAAAUUUUGGUCUAAAAUUCAUCAAAAUAGAAAUUUACCAAAUUCUUUUAUUGAAGAUGACAUUAAGGGGAAAGGAAAAGAGGAAGAUACGGACGAUGAUGCAAAUGGUAGUACAAAUUUCAUUGAAAAGUGGAAACAAAUGGGAUUAAUGGAUAAAACUUAUAUACAAGAAGUGAUUGAUGAUAUAAUUAAUAAAACUAAUCAAAAAAAGAGAUCAUUUAAAGAUUCCAUGCUAGAUAUGGAGUUAGGUGAAACAUCUUCAAGCAGAAAUGUUAAAAGAAAAAAAUGA